AUGUCUCAUUAUCCUAAACACAAAUGUAUCACCUGCCAAAAAGUUAAAAAAGGCGGUCAACAAUAUUCUUCCCCCUCCGUCCAACAGCUCCAUCCUCACCGCUCACUCGCCUCUCCUUCACUCGUCUCCACCGCCUUCGCUAAGAUCGCCACCGUCACCCUCUCCCUAAGCCUAAGCUGAAGAAGCAGCACGCCUCCGCCAACUCCGCCUGAGCAAAAAUCGAUGGUGAAGAGGAAAUCCGGUGAGAUUAACAACGGUGAGCGGUUAGCGGCUCUGGCCAGACCAAAAAUCGAGAGUGACCCAACCAAUGACUAUCUAAUGUCAAAGUUUAGAUGGAGGAUUGAUAACUUCUCGCGUUUGGAUGUUGAGAAGCCUUACUCUUCAGUGUAUGACGUAAAUGAGUACAAGUGGAGGUUGCUGCUUUAUCCAAGGGGAAACGACACAGCUCAUUUGUCUCUGUACCUAGGUGUGCCUGACCUGCAUAGCUUACCCGAUGGUUGGCGUAUACCUACAAAGUUCAGUCUAGCCCUUCUUAACCAGCUAGACCCAAAGAAAACCAUCAAGAAAGAAACUAAACAUGCUUUCACUGCUCACGAGAGUGACUGGGGCUUCACUUCAUUCAUCCCACUUCGUGAGUUUCAUGACAAAGCUGAAGGUUAUCUUGUUAAUGAUUCAUGCCUGAUCGAAGCUGAAGUAUAUGUCCCUGAUGCUUCUUCAUGUGUGACGAACAUUGCUACUUCUCCUGUUUCCCCUUAUCAAGCUAUUGAUUCUUCUUCUGCUGUUGCUCUUGAUCCUGUGGAAUCUGUGUACUCCCGGGUUCAAUCUGUUCUCAAGUCACUACCCAAGUCACCGUCCAACUUAGCAUCCGGUGCUAUUCCAUGUGAAGUUCCUUUGCUUAAAGACCGUGCAACUUCUGCCAAAGAAAUCUUUGACAAGCUGAUAGCAUACCCUUUGGAGGACUUGGCUGAUCCUCAGCAUGAACCUGCAAUGUUGGAGUCGCUCUCCAUAAUCGCUAACAAUCUUUCUUUGUUCAGCAAUGAGCAGGCGGAAGAGAUUUUGAGCUUGAAUGUUUCUUUUCCUCAGAUGAUGCGGGAAUGGAGGGACUUGAGUAAAGUCAAGUGGGGCAGUGAGCAUCUUUGGGCUACUUUUGAGCAGACGAAGCGUUUUCUAGAGGAUUUAGUGAAAACGGAUGAAGGGAUAAAGAGAAAACUUGUGGGGCUAGUUAGGAGAGAAAAGGAAUUAAAAACUGAGCUGGAAGAAAUUGAAAGCGAUAUGCGGCAACUGAAGGUGGAAAGAGGAGAAGUGUCGAAACAGACUAAGAAAGUGUGUGCUCUUGCUGAGGAGCAGGCUUGCAUUAUUGAAGCAAGAGAGGCUGAGGUGGAUGGUGCUAACAAAAAGCUGGAGGGUUUGAAAUCCAAAUGGGAUGCAAUGAGACUUCGUCUACUUGCUUGAAAAGAAAAGAAAAACAGGCAGUGUCUAGCUAUUAAGAUUUACUUAGUGAAUUUGGGAAGAGUGAUACAAAAUGGUCAGAGUAUAUGGUUUCAAAACUCAAUUAGUCAAUUGUAGGUAUUGCUUAUUAACCUUAUUAAGAUGAUUAACC
Cuscuta epithymum is the source of this 1600-nucleotide messenger RNA. NCBI's taxonomy places the organism in Eukaryota, Viridiplantae, Streptophyta, Magnoliopsida, Solanales, Convolvulaceae. The record is from the annotation of a GenBank genome assembly.